CAGUGUAAGUCUGAACAUAAUGAAAGUACUGUAAUUCACUUAAUAUUGGUAAGAUCAAUUCUAUCCUUACAACAUAUAGGGAGACAAUCUAAAUGACCUAUAUGACUGAAGUCAUUAUAUAAUGCAAAUAAGGUUGCUUAAAAGUUGGUGGGGAUAAUUUGAGCAUCCUGAAAAGUUGGUCGUGUUAUGUCACUACCGGUGUUCGGCCAUUCCUUACUACGCGGCGAAACGUCCUACACAAUGCUCAGGGCGCUUGCGCAUGCAUCCAGACGCAUGCGCACAUCGCUUAGAAUCGGCGAGUACUCACUAUUUUUGUUUUUAUUUAGUUAUUUAGAACCUUUUCACUGCCUCAAAGAUACUUUUUGCAUGUAUUACCCUCUCAUACGUUUAACCAUUGUGUUUUUUUUUUGUGUUAGCUUUGAAGCAGUUGACCACAUUAGUCAUCUAGCGUAUUUAAACCGUCCUUAUUUGAUAUAACUACAUUUAAGUAUUUUCUGCAGGCAUUUUUUUAGUACGUUAUUCCUGUUUGCAUCUAAACAAAACGCGUUUAGAGCGCACGGUAGUACUUUAGGUGUCAAAUUCGACUAAUGUAGGACGUUUCGCCGAUGUAGCAUAUUUUGGCAGAACACCGGCCCUAUGCAAACCAACGCCCUUGAUUCUGAGCCUUCAAAUUGAGGUAUUGAUAAUGAUGACUAGAAUUCGGAUAUGUUGAUCAUAUUUAUUGAAUAUUUUUUGACUCCAGUGAUCAGGUAAAGUCGUGAUGGAAUUUCCAAACGCUUGAUCUUCUUACGCUGAAGUUUCAGCACUUGAACGUUUCUACUUCCGGGUCCCUUGACGCAACCUCUAUGUACCCAUCCGGGGCUUGCUGUUCUUUCGUGUUCCAUUCUCCAAACCAAACAACCUCCUUCAAAGCAAUAUAAUUGGAGUCCUGCAGACGUCACUGUAGAAGAUCUUAACCCUGAGAAGCACAAUCCCAUCCACGGUAAACAUAAGGAGGAGCCUGACAUGCCGUUGAUCAAAAAGGAGGCGGAGCCAGAGACCUCUGACAUCAAAGAAGAAAAACAGGAAAUUGAAAUCCUCAAGUUUCCAAUGGGUGUCGGCGUGAAGAGCGAAGAAGACGAAGGACCAAGCGAAGAGAGCGGAGCAGCGAACCCUAUGAGUGACGGCUCAUUUCAGCACCAGACAACAAAAGGAGAGCAACCGGACGGCUUCUUAGCUCCGCUUUCGGACAGCGAUGACAUAACGUCACAUUCUUCUGACUUUAUUACUGAUGAGGAGGAGGAUGACUUUGACCAAAAUGCUUCAAAAUCCUUAGAAAAGUCAUCAUUUAAAAGAGACGCAAAGGAAGGCGUGGUUGGAAAACGUUUUCCCUGCUCACUUUGUGAUAAAAUAUUUCCUUGGAAAUGCUACUUAAAGGCACACAUGCGGAGACACACUGGAGAGAAGCCUUUUGCCUGCACACUUUGUGGGAAAAGAUUCCCCAAGCAGGCAACUUUAAAAAUUCACACAAGAACACACACUGGAGAGAAGCCUUUUGCCUGCACACUUUGUGGUAAAAGAUUCAUCGCGAAGGGUGGAUUAAAGAAACACAGAAGGACACACACUGAAGAGAAGCCUUAUGCCUGCACACUUUGUGAUAAAAAAUACUUCGCGAAGGCAAAUUUAAACAUUCACACAAGAACACACACUGGAGAGAAGCCUUUUGCCUGCACACUUUGUGGUAAAAGGUUCACAAAGCAGGGAAAUUUAAACAUUCACACAAGAACACACACUGGAGAGAAACCUUUUGUCUGCACAUUUUGUGGUAAAAGAUUCACCCAUAAGGGAGAUUUAAACAAACAUACAAGCACACACACCGGAGAGAAGCCUUAUGCCUGCACACUUUGUGAUAAAAAAUACUUCAGGAAGGCAAAAUUAGACAUACAUACAAGAACACAUACUGGAGAGAGGCCUUUUGCCUGCACACUUUGUGAUAAAAGAUUUGUCGAGGAGGGUGGUUUAAAGAAACACACAAGAACACACACUGGAGAGAAGCCUUAUGUCUGCACACUUUGCGAUAAAAGAUUUUCUCAGAAGACUUAUUUGAAAAUACAUAAGCGCUCACACACUGGAGAAAAGCCUUUUUCAUGCUCACUUUGUGGUAAAGGAUUCGCUCAGAAAGGAAAUUUAGUAAGGCACGCAAGAAUCCACACUGAGUAAAAACGUUUGAAUUCUAGCGUGUGAGAAAAUAUUUUUGAUUCCUGUAUGUACAAUGGGAAAAGCAUUUCAAUUAAUUUAUCCCGUUUCUCACGAGCCUCUUUUGAAAAAGUUGUUAAUGAUUUUUCAGGUGCUGUUCUUUUUUACAACUAUCCAAUUCAUAUAUGGCGGAACACACAGACAAGGUUAAAAUGUCAGUUUCUGCUCUUGCACCCCUCUUUAAAAUAAACUGCUGUAUUUUAAGCCAAAACAACUGUUGUGUUUGAUAGAACAAUAUGUCUAUAUGCUGCCAUAGCAGAAUCAUGGCGCAUUAGGCCUCCAAACUAUUUUUAAUAUGCCCGUUUUACCCUGGAAACCCCCGUUUACAGAUGUUGUGCAACCGCUUUUGUUUCAAUCCAGCCAGAAAAAGAAGGUAGGUAAGUCGAUUUAUUAUUCGAAAUGUCUGUCAUUUUUAGCUAAGAAUCAUUAAUUGAUGUCUAAUAUUUAGUUAAAAAAAUAAAA
This is a messenger RNA of Corythoichthys intestinalis (scribbled pipefish), 2697 nucleotides long. RefSeq names its product gastrula zinc finger protein XlCGF28.1-like. Gene Ontology annotation, biological process: regulation of DNA-templated transcription. NCBI's taxonomy places the organism in Eukaryota, Metazoa, Chordata, Actinopteri, Syngnathiformes, Syngnathidae. The record is from RefSeq and is a predicted model, not a curated record. The transcript has 2 exons. The coding region runs from base 1006 to 2199 and encodes 397 amino acids. Gene Ontology annotation, molecular function: DNA-binding transcription factor activity, RNA polymerase II-specific; RNA polymerase II cis-regulatory region sequence-specific DNA binding.